AUGACGCUGUCAUGUCGGACAUUGUACGCCACCAAAUCCGAAUCAUAUCUUAAUUCGAAAUAUGUAACAGAGGACUCUUUACUGAGCUCUAUCAAGAAAUAUGAUAAUAAAUUCAUAAUUGUAUUAAUUUUAAUUGUAUUUUGUAAAUUAAGUGACAGUUUAUUUUUUCCAAUUGUAAAAGAUUUCAAGCAUAAAUUAUUUGGUCCAUAUGGACGAGAAUCUGAUUAUAAUCAAUACAAUACCCAAUACGGAUAUCCUUAUGGAAGUUCUUAUCGCAAUUCACCAACAACACAAUAUUAUCCGAACAACAGUGGUACUAAGCGCGGUGGCCGAACAUAUUCGGAUAUAGCUCGUGUAGUAAAUGGUAAUCCGUACGCUUUUGUUGGCAGUCGACCAUAUCCGAGUCAACCAUUUUGGCCGCAAGGAUAA
This is a messenger RNA of Glossina fuscipes, 429 nucleotides long. RefSeq lists its product as uncharacterized. The transcript is spliced from 2 exons. The record is from RefSeq and is a predicted model, not a curated record. The coding region runs from base 1 to 429 and encodes 142 amino acids. Lineage: Eukaryota; Metazoa; Arthropoda; Insecta; Diptera; Glossinidae.